Messenger RNA from Rosa rugosa (rugosa rose), 2545 nucleotides. RefSeq lists its product as uncharacterized. Gene Ontology annotation, molecular function: protein binding. Bases 74 to 1186 code for a protein of 370 amino acids. Lineage: Eukaryota; Viridiplantae; Streptophyta; Magnoliopsida; Rosales; Rosaceae. The record is from RefSeq and is a predicted model, not a curated record. The transcript is spliced from 2 exons.
UAUACUUAAAACUGACUGCAAAGGCCAAAACCACUAUCUCCGAUCUCAAAUUCUCCGACGAGUCAAAACCCAAAUGGACCCAGCCGCACCCGAAUCCCAAUCCCUAACCACCGACCUCGAAACCCUAACCCUCUCGACCGAUCCCCUAACCGACCAGUUCGCCUCCCUCAACGACCUCGCCCACGAGCUCGCCUCCCUCCAGGACCUCGCCACCCGCGGCUCCUGGCGCUCCAUUCUCGACAAGGUCGCCGUCGCCCGAGCCCAGUCCCUCCUCAACAAGCCCCACGACCACCUCGUCUACUUCACCUACAACGUCCUCGCCUUGACCAAACUGCGUCGUUUCACCGAAGCCGCGUCCGAGAUCGAUUCCCUAGAAGACCUCAACAGCUCUCGGUACCGUUACGAGGGGUAUCCGAAUGUGUACCCGAACCGGGUCGGGUCUAUGGUGCCGUUCUCGCUGCGGUGGCUUUAUGCGUUAAUGCCGAUCAAGUUGGGCCGGCGGCAGGAUGGGCUGGACCGGCUGUACGUGCUCUUGGACUUUGUGAGGAGUAAGGUGAAGGAGAAAGGGGAGAUUGGGAGUGUGAGUGUGAGUGUGUGGAAGAGGAGGGAGGUGUUUGUGAUGAAUGGGAUAAUUGGGGUUCAUUUGAAUCAGAAGGAGUUGGCUGCUUGCUUCAGCUUGAUUAAGGACUUGUUGAACCGGGAUUACACGGACCCGGUUCUGGUUUCGAAGCUCGGGUACAUUCAGAUGCAAAUGGGGGACCUAGAGGGAGCGAAGAGCUCGUUCAAUGUGGUGCAGGGGUUGGUGGAGAAGGAAGGUGAAGUGGGAAGUGAGUUGAGGAACUUAGUGAGCAGGAACAAGGCGUUGAUUUACAUGGUGGGGAAGGACUAUGUGUCGGCGGUGAGGGAGUAUGAGGAGUGCAUUGAGAGGGAUGGGAGCGAUGUCGUGGCGAUUAAUAACAAGUCUCUUUGCUUGAUGUACUUGAGGGACUUGUCGGAUUCGAUCAAGGUGUUGGAGAAUGUGCUGGAGAGAGUGCCUACGGUGGCGUUGAACGAGACGCUUGUGGUGAAUUUGUGUAGUAUGUAUGAGCUGGCUUAUGUUAAUCAUGGGGAUGUUAAGAGGACUCUCAGUAGCUGGAUUGCCAGGGUUGCUCCUGAUGAUUUUGAUUCGGCUUCUACAAGGAUUUGAUAUCAGUCAAUCAUCACAGGCAUUUGAUUACUUGGUUAUGGUAAAGAGUGGGGGUGGAGUUCGGUUGCAGGGUUGGCCAUUGUUCAGUGGAUUGGAAAUAUUCAAAGCGAACCGCUAAUGUUCAUAGUGAAACACCCAAGGAGAGCUAAAGUAGGAAAAAGUACAAUAGAAGUUUUUGUUUUUGUUUUGAAGGAACUAUGACACUCCUAAAAGCUUUCUUUGCUUUUGGUUUGCUUGUUUUCGUUGUUUGUUUCAUUAUGAGCAUGGGUGGUGAGCCCUCUGAAUAUGUUUUAGUUGUUCAGCAAUAGCUGACUGCUCGGCUCUGGUCAACUCUGGGACCAAAUUCCAAAUUCUGCCACUUUUUCUCCAACCAUAGCUUUUAUCCCAGCAGUUUCAAAUGCUUGGGUUACUGAUUGCAUUGGUACAAAAAUUAGCCUUGCACCACUCAACAAUCUUGUCCUUCAUUGCAAGAUGAAGUCUUGGACAACUAGUGGUUCAGGUUCAUAUAUUGAAUAAAGUUGUCAUCUCUUUUGAUUCCAAUAGGAGUCCAGUCAACUCUUUUUCCAGACCAAAUUGCUUAUCUGAGACUAUAUUGUAUAUACUGAAUCCUAAACUUGUAGAUGAACAAACGGAUAACUGUUCCAUUUGUAUAUAGCAUAUUACCUUAUAUAUGUAUGACUAUGUUAGCACACCUAGUAGGGUGCUUCUGUCAAUUGUUAACUGUUGAGCAAAUGAUAAACCAUGUUGAGAAGCUAAACACAAAUGGUUGUUGCCUUGUGUUCUCUAAACCAUAUGUUAUACCAGAAACUCUAAUAAAUUAGGCUCUGGUAAAACAUAUGGCUGGAAUUGCUACCCUUGACUAGCUUAUGCUUUCAUUUCAAAGAACUGCAUCUGUACUCCCUUGUCCAUUCCCUGUAUUGAUUCGGAAUAUAAUGCAGGGGAGGUAUGCUCUUCCAUUAUUACAUUUUUAUGAUGUCAGUAUUGAUAAUUGCAAGACCUGAAGAUGAAAAUUAUUUGAGUAGGCUCGUAUUUGGUUAUCCAAAUUUCAGGGAUUUCUUGAAUAUGUUGUGCUAUUGUAGAGUCUGGUCAUGAUCUAGUGCUUCAGACCUCCGGAGCACUCUUAGUGGUCUAUACGUCCAAGUAAAUUCAUGGUUAAUGUUGUCCUUAUAAUGAUGCUGAUCAAUUACUAACUGUAAUGGCCUUGAUUAUUCAGUUCUGUUUGUCAUCUUUGUUUUGUUUUGUCCCACCUUCCUUCUAAGCUCCAUAUGGAUUUGUAUUAUUCAGUAUCUGUAAACCCGCAUUUGUACUUAUCUUGCUGUUAAAUUAUCAUCACAAUGCAUUUUCUGUUUCUUAGCUCAA